CAUGGCGGCGACCAGCAGUGGGGUAGAGUGGAGCCAACUUGUUAAGCCUAUAUUAGCUGCAUCUUAUGGCUCUCUUAACAAACAAGACCUUCCAGAACUAGUUAAAGCUAUUGUUAAAAGCAAAGAAGACAUCCUCCAUCAUGAAGAACAGUAUGAGCCAUUUUAUGCCUCAUUCUGUGUCCUGGCUGCUGACUACCUGGCCAGCAAUGCACACCAGGUGAGUGUGGGAAGUGUGAGCCAGGCUGUUAAUGCUGCAAAAGUGCUGCUGCAGUUCCUGGCCAGUCAUGUGGGAACACCGCCUACUGCCAUAACCACCCCAGCCCCACACUCCUCUCCAACGUCGACCACCGCGUCCACCACCACCACCACCCCGAGUGUGACUAUCCCAGUAGCUGUCACCUCACCUGCAGCUCCUACCACAACUACCACAGAUGACACACAACCCACACCUACCACAGCAUCGAGUACAGUGACAAGUGCAAGUUCUGUUACUACAACAACAACAACAGCUGCUACUGUUACCUCUAUGACUGAAAGCAGCGGAGAGAAGGAGCGGAUGGUGUGUGUUCACGACAAGCACCUGCUGGCUGGCAUCAAAGCUCUGUGUCGUGGGUCCGGGGCUCUACACCGCGCCGACCAGGCAUCGCUCACUGCGGCCAUGAAGGCUGCUAAACUUCCCCCACACAUCAAGACUGUUGCUCCAGGUACACCUCCUCCACAAGGGGAAAAAGAAACGUCGUCGAAAGAGAUUCGACGAGGGCGCAGUGAUCCCAGUGCCGUGAUCCUGGAGCAGUUGGUGUCACCGCUACAUGACAUAGGAGGUUCACGGCCCCGACCCCCUCACUCCUCCACACCCCCGGCAGCGGCAGACAAAGACACAGAUGGACCACUUACUAGUGUGUCUGACUCGGCCUUGGAUAUGAGAAACCUGUUUGCUGGACGAUGUGUAUCAGCCUUACAGAGUCUGGGUGGUGGAGAACAGCUGAUAGAUGUCUGCCUCAGGCUUCCCACCAUUGUCAAGUACACCCAACGGUACAAAGAUCUUCUAGAGGGGAAAGGGCACGGCUUCCCCACAACUAUAUCAGAAGCUCUGGUAGUGAAAGCAGGACUGAACACUGUGGUGAUCGAGUUGAAUACAGUGUGGCGAGUUAUGUCUCUUCCUCUCCUGGAGCCGCUCAACUCCAUCCGCCUUCAGAAGCUCUCCACAAUUGCCAUGGCCGCCCUGCUUGCUGCUCUUACUGUAGCCUGUUCUACUGCUAUUAUUGCUGUUGCCUCACAGGGCACGUCAUCCUCAAAGACACCACCUCCCCCACGAGAGGAUGACCUGGACACUGCUGCCCCGGCCAUCGCUGAGAAGGCCUUGGACCUCUUCAAUGUUAUCCUGAACGCUGUGCGAUCAUCAACAAGAGCCGGUGGACAUCAUGUGCAGAACCUGCAGUUGAUGGGUUCUUGGCUGGUGAUGACAGGACUCCACCAGCUGAUGCUUGUUGUCUCCUCUGCUGCUGCGAUGCAAGACAAGAAGGAUGAUAAAGGGAGGAGCCCUAGCAAGAAAGAUUCUGCAUCAGCGAGGAUAAACCUAACUAAAGUGCAACAAGGUUUUGGUGUAGUGUGUGUGGCACUGGCCUCGCAGGGUGUGACUCUGAUGACAGGUUUGUUAGAGGACGUUAAAGUUGAAGGCUGGACGCCGCCCCGACCCCCAGAACCUGCCCGUCUAGAUCCCCUGGAGUCGUACACAGCUACCGAGCGAUUGUCUCGGCUCUUCUCGGCUGUUCCACUCAAUCAGUUGCUGUUUUACCUGGCCACUGUCUCGUACAGAAAGGCUUGCAGUCUGAAGAGAACCCACCGUGCUAUGGGUGAGGGCGACACCUUCAGUAUAUCAGACUCCACUACUUACUAUGAAGAUGACUUCUCUGAAGGUAGUCUGGGCGAGGAAGGCUGUGGUGAUAACCCAGUGCUUGGCCCCGCAACAGACGACGACUCGGUCAUCAUCGGCGCCUGGUUCGAGGAGCCCAGCACCCCGGGCGAAGGAGGCGACGACCCUGCUUCGGGAGGAGUUCAGGGCAACAGCGACUCCUCCUCCUCCCCGGAUGACUCUCAGGCCAAGACCCCACACCGCCACAACUCUGAGGUCACCACCAUUGUGCCAGAGAAGGGAGAACCGCAUGGAUUCAUAUCGUUGGCAUCGCACAUAUUCCUGCUGAUGAACAGUUACCUGAUCGAGAGCGAGUGUGCUUACGUCCAGCAGUACGUGCGCGCGGGACUGGCCGAGACGCACAUGGUCGUGUUGGCUGCAAUAAUACGUGACCUUGACAGGGAGACUGCCAGGUCUGACUCGGGAAGUCUCACCGGGUACCUGGGACCAGUCCUGGGAUCGCUGUACGACGAGUUCUCUUAUGCCCUCUACCGUUACACCCACAAUGUGAUAGCUUCUGGGCUGUUGAGUGAGACCCUGCAGAACACACUCCUUGGCCAACUUGGUGUAUCUCCCUGGACUCCUGAUGGGGACUGGCCGCUACAGGUGCUACCAAGAACUCUCACGGUUCUGGCCCAGAUUCUACUGUUGCGUCAGCGUCGAGACAAGGAUGAACUCAAGUGUGACUCAGACACUGCCUGUGUGCUCAUAUGGCAUCGCGUCAUUACCACACUCACCAAGUCCAUCACCAACCCGCCUGCUCCGGAGGCAGAAAUAGAAGAUUUGAACGUCGAACACGCUCAGUUGUUGUUGUUCCUCUUCCACUCGCUCCAACUUAUGCAGAAGAAGAGCGUGUUGCUGAAUGUGGCCUCGGCUGUGGUGAACGUGUCCUCGGUGAUCAACACCCCCAUGAGAGACACACAGGUCCUUCACCUGGCUCGCCUCCUCCUAAUAUUUGACUACUUGAUGAAGAACCUGUAUGAAGCCCCACAGGUCUUGAUAGAACAGGUUCAGUGGAAUCUCUUCAAGCCCAUAUCAUCUCAGUGUGACAGUCAGUCCUCGGGGAAGGACUCGGGCACUGGUUCAGGAGGCAAGAUGUACCACGUGUGGCGCGACCUGGAGGAGAACUACCGCAAGAAUUAUUCCCAAGAAGACUACACCAUAAGACCCAGGUUCUACACCCUCACACCCGCUGAGACCAACACCCAGGACACCCCUAAGCUGGACGGUCUGGCAUGUAGCUUCAUCCUGGCCACACCGGACACACUCAAGUACAGCACCCUGUAUGAUACACUCGUCAGCCUGCUGGGAAUAGGCUGCCAGAAUGACCCAAGUUUGCGUCACACUAAUGAUCCCCAACUGACUUACCUGGGUCUGUGUGGUGUCCAGUACGCCUUCUCCCUGGCCUACCGACUCCUUCUCACCAUGCCACCUUCUGUAUCAGCUUUAGAGGCCAUGGCAGGUACUGAGGCCAAGCUGGAGGGCUCCCACCUUCUCCAUGCACUGCUGUGGGGUCCUCGUGCUUCACACAAAAUAUUCAAUGGGUGGAUUAAGGAUGGAUUAGUACGCCAGAGUUUGACCACACAGAAGGCAGACGCACUGUUGAAGUCUGUUGCCAAGACAAUGUGCAAUCUGAAGCAUGACCUUAAGGUUGCCAAUCUCCUCAUCACUUCUCUAUUAAGUAAAGGUUAUAGUGCCAUGGUGGGUAUGCCACUGAUGAAUGGUGAGCAGCUGCCAGCCUUCUCUGACCUCUACAUGUUGGAUACAGUAUUGGCCCGCCUCCAGGUGACCCUCGAUGAGGCCUGUCAGAAGGGAGAGAUUGAUCUUCGCUCUUGUGAUGGAGCGGAUCUUCUUAGAGCUCUCGAUAUAUCUGCUGACCAACUUCCUAUUUCUGGCCUUCUGACUUUGAUACAAGCUCUAGCUUGUGCCACAAGAUGGAGCCUUCUGCAGCAGAUGAACAGUGUAUUAGAAGAAGGUAGCAGACUGCCUCCUGAGGCCCUGGAUGCCUAUUGCUCGGUGUUAGCAGUGUCUGGCGGACACGCACCCCGCGCUGGUCCACAUCCUCCGUGUCUUACUCGUGCAGCCUUGCCCGCCCCACUUAAAACAGCACUCGACAACUGGAAUGCUAAUACCAUGACAGACUUCCCAGCAGUACAUGCAUGGAGAAACAGUAUGAGUGGAGAUGUCCUGCCUGGAGAGACUUAUGUGUCAGGUGUUGUGAUGGGUCAUGUAGCAACACUGUCAGCCCAGCCAGCCUUUACCAUCAACCUUGCCCUGAAGCACGUCAUGCACACACUGGUUACAUUUGCUACAGAUCUGGCUGGCUGGUGCAGCGACGAUGAAAAAACUGGAGGGCAGCUGACCAGCACCCUCGUGAGCCUGGCCGUGGAUGCUACGUGUGACCACGUCUCGGAAUCUGUGUCGACUGCGCUGGACCGCCUCCUGCCCGCUCAGGAAGGUGGGGACAGUUCAACAUCACCUGACCCGUUCCAACUUACUCUUUAUUCACAUUUACUCACACAUGUGGAGAGUCUUCUUCAGUCAGCUGCAGCUUGUGAUGGAGUUGUGGAUGAACAGAUCUUGGAAGGAUGUACCACCUUCCUAGAGGAGCUGUUGGAGGUGCCUACUGGCAAGUUGGCUCUGGAUAAGUUCCUCGCCGAGUCUCACUUUGCCUCGGUUCUUCUCAGUCCUCCCAUCAGUGGGGACGUCAAGUCUUCAAAUCUCCCGACUCAUAUUAUCAAGUUCUUCAUUCGCUUGUUCCAGCUUGCCGAGAAAAACCCAGCAGACCACACAUUAGCGUCGGUGUGCAGCAGGAUCUCGGUCGGGUCGUGGCUCGAGUCUGGUAUACUGCAGGGAUGGCUGUCCACUCACCUCUUGACCUCUACACCAACAACAGACUCUGAGGCAACACCAAACAGCUGGCAGUUGUUGAGGACUCUGACAGCAUAUAUCAUAACUCAGGACACCCAGAAUGCUGAGGAGGUCGCCCACGGUCUGCUACGAUCCUUAGUCCCACUAGGAUCAUCUCUGGUGAGCGGCGGCAGUGAAGGUUUGACCAGUAUGACGCACCUGCUCUCUGUCAUGUCCUCCCUGGCUAGUGCCGGGUCAGGGACAGGUCACGUCACACUCUUCAGGGCCGCUACUCAGUGGGUGACACAGUGUAAACAACACCUCGUGGGAGAGAGGGACAAGGGACUGUUGGAGGCCAUGUGUCAUCUCCUCUCCUAUGUGAGUGACGUUGUAGCGGCUCUCAAGGUCAACAGUGAACGCUGGGCUGUUGCCUAUCGGAGUGGAAUGACGUCUCCUCCGUACGAACUGGACUUGACCGUCGAUACCGACUCUGACUGGGUUGACGACCUAACACAAGAGGAUGACGACAGUGCAGGGGAAGACUCUGAUGAAGACAGCAUGUGCAACAAGCUGUGUACUUUUACAUUAACCCAGAAGGAAUUCAUGCACCAGCACUGGUACCACUGUCACACCUGCCGCAUGGUUGACGGUGUUGGCGUGUGUACAGUGUGUGCCCGGGUGUGUCAUCGCGGUCAUGAUGUAACUUAUGCCAAAUAUGGAGCUUUCUUUUGUGACUGUGGAGCUAAAGAAGAUGGUUCAUGCCAAGCUCUUGUUAAACGAAGUCCUGCAUCAUACGAGGAUGGUGUUGGGUCCUCCAGUGGUCCGGCAGCCUUUGGUGUGGAGCCUCUUCUGCCGUCAUCUCUGAGGCGACGACCAUCUUCACCAUCGCAGGGAACUCAGUCGGACAAGCACCGGGACGAUACACACAAGCAGAGGCAGGCGCUUGCUAAGAAACUGGAAAAUGUCCGAGAUCUGUUGGUGGGUGAGGUGAGCAGUAGUGAGGUUGCUGCCACGGUGCUGGACCUGUUGUCGGACUUGAUGCCCACCAUCCAGGCCAGUGCAGCCGAGUCCAGUUCUGUCGGCUCCUACCAGCGUGCUCUGGCCGCCCUCCACCAAGUACACACCAACUCCAAGACUGUGGAGCCAUCAGAACAACUUAUGGUGGCUACUUUAGGAUCUCAGGAAGGAGCCUUUGAAAAUGUGAGACUGAAUUACUCUGGAGAACAAGGUCAGACAAUCCGACAGUUGGUGUCUGCUCACAUGAUCCGCCGGGUGGCCAUGUGUUGCCUGGCUUCACCGGGAGGCAAGAGACAACAUCUUGCGGUGUCUCACGAGAAAGGCAAGAUCACGGUCCUGCAGCUCUCCUCCCUCCUGAAGCAACACGAUUCUGCCAAGAGGAAACUCACCCUGACACGGUUGUCAUCUGCUCCGGUACCAUUUACUGUUCUCUCCAUCACUGCCAACCCAGCCAAUGAUGACUAUCUUGCUGUCUGUGGACUGAAGGACUGCCACGUUCUGACCUUUGCAAGUGCGGGGAGUGUAUCGGACCACCUGGUACUGCACCCCCAGCUAGAGUCUGGAAACUACAUCAUCAGAGCCGUGUGGUUGCCCGGCCAGCAGACCCAGCUGGCACUCGUCACUGCCGAGUUUGUCAAAAUAUAUGAUCUUAGUGCUGACUCGCUCUCUCCUCAGUACUUCUUCCUCCUUCCUUCUGGCAAGAUCAAGGAUGCUUGCUUUGUGUGUGCUCAGGACGAUGGUUGUUUCCUGGUGGCCAUGGCAUCGUCAGGUUACAUCUACACCCAGGUGCUGAGCGAGGAGAGUUCUGCCCAACACGGUCCAUUCUACGUCACAAAUGUACUACAGGUUCAGCAUCAAGACCUCAAGGACUGUAAUGGUCAGAUAGGUGGUGGCGGUGUGUCUGUGUACUACUCCCACACACUACAGGUGCUCUGCUUCAGCUACACCCACGGGAAGAGCUUCAUCGCCCCUCUUGUCUCCAUAAAUGAGAAUGAAAAGGUGGAGAAAUUGUUUGGUGUGAGUGUUAAAGGAGGUAAUGGUUCAGGAGGAGGUAGCAGUAGUAGUAGCAGCAGCAGCAGUAGUAGCAGCAGCAGUAGCAGCAGUAGCAGUGGUGGUAGUGGGAGCAAGAUGGCCCCCCAGCCGUUGUGUCAGUGGGGGGAAGUCACCGGCCAUCCUGGACUCAUCACUUGUCUUACCCAGUCUAGCAACAACCCCGUGAUCCUCAUGGUGAAGCCUGACCACAUCCUCGUUCAGGAGAUCCGCGUUCUGCCCGCCAAGAGCAAGAUGACGGACCUGGUGGCACUGCGGCACUCCUGGUCACCCAACCACGAGGCCAAGACCACUCUUAUCCUCCUGUGUGAAGACGGUUCUCUCCGGAUAUACAAUGCCAACCCACAGACUGCAGAUUUCUGGCUGUCACCACAAAUGCAAGUUGUCAGCGCUAUAUCAUCGCUUCGUCCCUCUAGGAAGAAGAAGGCCCCCAAACUUGGCCGACCGUCGGGCUCAGUCGUCUUCCCUGUGGACUUCUUCGAGCACUGUUCGGUGAUGAAUGACAUCGAGUAUGGAGGAAAUGAUCUCUUGCAGGUCUAUAACGUACAGCAGCUGAAGAAUAGACUCAACAGUCAGGGUAUGUACAUAGCAUCCACCAAGCCAGGAGGUUUUCAGCUGGAGGUGACCAACAACGACACUACCAUCGUUAUCUGCGCCCUUAGAGUAGCUGUGGGUGCCGUUGAUACCCAGAGAGUGCCGGCUUAUCUGGAGAUCUUUGGACGCAGUGUGUCGAUAGCUGCCACACGGAGUCGUUGGUUCGACAUUCCUCUGACGCGGGAGGAGUCUCUACAGGCAGAUAAACGCAUCGUCAUUACUUUUGGACCUUCAGCCGACCCAUCAAAUGUUGCCAUGGUCGACUUUGUCAAGAUUUAUGGGAAGACCAAGGAAGACUUUGGUUGGCCAGAGGAGCCCGAGGACUUCUCGGCAACGGUCACUGGUACAGGAGCCAGUGGGCCAGCCGGGAGUGGCAGCGAGUCGACAGCCACUGGGGGCACGUCCUCGACUCCCUUGCCUCUCACCGCCAUCGACCGCCUCGUCUCUGCCGCGCUAGAAACUCUCGAUGGUUGCUUCGUCGCCACGCCAGCAGAGAAGAUUGUAGCCCGGGCCGGAGCGCUGGACUUGGCUACCAGGCUUCUCAAUCUACCUCUACCGUCGACAGUGCAACACCACACCCGGACUCUGCUGGCAUCGCUCCACCAGAGUCGGGUGGCCUACCACAACCACAAGGACGGUGCCCAGCUGUUGAGCGUCCUGCAGGCCCUCGGUAACCUCCGCCUCGUGACAGAACCCCAGCAGCUGGACUGUGAGACUUACCACCGCCUUGUUGUCACUGCCAGAAAUGUGGCCGUGGCCAGACCUCACAACCUAGUCAAAUACACAGAGAAAGUAUCAUCAGACAUUACACUCAUUCCACCUGAAGAUGAUAGUAAGAAAAUAGAGGCUCCAUCAUCCUCACCGAGUCUUAAGACGGAGGGAGAUACUUCCCUCUCCAAGAAGAGCGACGGAGACUCCACGUUAAGCAAGGCCUCCGACACGACUUCCGACUCGGAGGCGACGCUCGAGGGCGGCGACAGCAACGGCAACGACAUCGGCAGCGACGACAAUCAUUUCUUGGCCCAGCUGAUGAGUGUCUUCUGGGGUCUGCACAGUGCAAAGCCAACCAACCUCUUCCUCACACCAAUGUGUCAACCUGGACUGACUCACGUUGAGGCCACAGUACAGGCGGUAGUGGAGAUCAUCCAUGCCUACACUGUCUGCUCACUCUCGGCCGUUCCUCUUGCCGUGCGUCUCUACACUGAAUUACUCCUGUGUACCGAUACGUCCGUCAGCUUCGGUGCAAAACAAGCUUUGAUCCGAGUCUUAAGGCCCCGCCACAAGAGACGCAAGGUCUUCAUUCCCAGUCCUCCUCGCUGCUCCACGCCGGGUGUUGGUGUGGAUGACACAGAAAAACCCACAGCAACCCCACAGGAGCCAUCGGGAGCCGCCCUGGUUGAACCGCCGUUUGAAGGAGCCGAGGCUGCCGAUCCAAUUGCCGAAGCGGGUGGUGGAGGCGAUGGUCUGGAGGCUCUAGGAGUGUUAGGAGGAGGAGGUGGUGGUGGCGGCCUGGGGUUGAGAGGAGCAUUGAUGGGAGGCAUGCUGGACCUUCCUGCUGAUGACGAUGAUGCCAUGAUGGAGCUAGCCAUUGCCCUCUCGCUACACGAAGAACAAGGCCAGGCCCCGGCCGAUCUAGGAAACCUGCACCCGGGCUUACAAGGUCUGGUCGGUGGGCUGCCCGGGCUGCACCGCCUCCAAGGACUAAGCGGUCAGGUGUUACACAGUCUGCAAGUAUUAGCUUCAGGAGGGAUGCAAGGAGGCAAUGCCCAAGCUAAUGCACAAGAGGUACAGCAGGACGGUGGAGACGAACCCGAGGGUGUAGACGUUGAGGGAGGCGACGGGCAGGAGAACGGCCACUACUCCGACACCACGGCCUCCGCUAACGGCUCCGACGAUGACGAUGGUGAUGGUUCAACGGCCGCCACUGAUGGUUCUAACUUGAGGGCCUCGCCUGCUGAACAUGCUGGAAGUGCUGGGAGUGAGUCUGGAGGCUCUGUGGUGGAGAGUUUGGGAGGUGAACACAACGUGUCGGGUCGCAGCUCAGCGUAUGGAGACACCGGACAUGAACCAGGAUCGGCAGGUCUUCGUGAAGGAGCAGCGGCUCUACCUGCCACGCUACAGGGAGAAUUAGUAGAAGAGGAACCUCCUGAGGGAGGUGUUGGCCUGCACACCCUUCGCUUGGCACUUCUUGACGCUCUCAUUCAUCGUGUUCCUUCACUUACAUCUGUCGGAGGGGUCACAACAAUACCGUUCUUCCAGGUCUUACUGAUGCUGACCUCUGACCUCGAUGGCAAUGACACCCGUGACAGGGCAAGCCUGGAUGCUGUCCUCACGGCUCUGGUGACCCAACUGAACAUGAGUAGCAUUGAUGUGACAACUGUGUCAGAGCGCACAGCCAGCAAGGAGGUCCAGCUGGUUGUGAUGAGACUGCUCAGUGUGAUGAUGUCCAGGAGCAAGUCAGGGGCUCGACCAAGUAGUGACAGCUCCAGUGUGAUUCCUCAGGCAACAGCAAGCUGCCUCGUGCGCUCGGGAGCUAUGGACCAUUGUCUGGCCAUCCUGAAGGCUUUGCUGGACUACUGGAGGGCAUCGUCUAAGGAGCAGAGCGGGACGGUGAUUGGUUCUGGGCUGCUGAAGCCUCGUCCCCUGACCUUACCGCCCGACAUGUCUCCAUUCUUCCUGCGACAGUAUGUGAAGGGUCACGCCCAUGAUGUGUUCGCAGCGUUCCCUCACUUACUGACUGAAAUGGUCCUGAGGUUACCAUACCAGAUGAAGAAACUUGGGGAAGGAGGUCAGUUUGAACCAGCGUGGUCGCACUACCUCUGUGAGUACAUGAUGACCCAACAGACUCCAGUUGUGCGGCGGCAAGUGAGGAAACUGCUGCUCUUUAUCUGCGGCCACAAGGACAAAUACCGCCAGAUGAGGGACAUGCACGCCCUCGACUACCACAUAAAGGAUGUGAAGGUGUUGUGUGCACAAGGAGGCUUUAGUUUCUCAGGUGGAGCCUCUAUGACUCCCAUAAGCCUUCCAUACGACUCCCUCAUCCAGCUGAUCGAACACCUCAAGUCGUGUGUGGACAUUGCCUCCUCCCGCACACCCAACUGGCAGAAAUACUGUAUGAAGGAUGAGAGUGUCCUGGGCUUCCUGAUGGAGGUGUCCUGCCUGCUGGAGGAAGGAGUCGCUCCCACAGUCCUCCAACUCCUACAGGCAGCGUUAUGUCCAACAUCCAAGAAUUCAGAGAGUUCCAAGGGGUCAGGCAGCAGCACAAAGAGAGCCUCGAGUGAAGACAGCGAGGGAGAGACGAGAGGCGAAGAAGCUCACUGUGCGGCUCUUGUGGCUCAGAUUAACAGAUAUUUGGACCGAAACCGCAUCAGUCAGUUCGUGCGGACAUUCCUCCUGGAGUCUAACUCAACGGGUGUGCGGUGGCAAGCUCACUCCCUGGUCCUGGCGCUGUACCGACACUCUCCUCCCAGGGACCAAGACACCCUGCUCACCCUCAUGUGGUCACUGUGGCCUCACCUUCCUGCCUAUGGUCGCAAGGCAGCACAGUUUGUAGACCUGUUGGGUUACUUCUCUCUUAAGACCCAACACUGUGAGAAGAAGGUGAUGGAGUACAUUAACCGCGCUGUAACAGUCCUGCGUACACAGUCACAGCUCCUGGCCAACCACCCUAAUGCCAACCUGUAUAACUCCCUGGCCUCUCUGGUGGAGUUUGACGGUUACUACCUGGAGUCUGAACCUUGCCUUGUGUGCAACAACCCUGAGGUCCCCUUCACUAGCGUCAAGCUCUCUACUGUAAAGGUUGAUUCUCGCUUCACCACAACAACUCAGCUGGUCAAACUAGUCGGAAGUCACAUGAUCAGCCGAUUGACCCUGAGAAUAGCCGAUCUUAAACGCACUAAAAUGGUCCGCACCCUUAAUGUCUUCUACAACAAUCGCUCGGUACAAGCUGUUGUGGAGCUGAAGAACAAGCCGGCCAUGUGGCAUCGUGCCAAGAAGGUGACCUUAUCUGCUGGACAAAUUGAGGUUAAGAUUGACUUCCCUCUCCCCAUCAUUGCCUGCAACCUUAUGUUUGAGUACACUGACUUCUAUGAGAAUCUCCAGGCAUCGACAGAGACCCUUCAGUGUCCCCGGUGUUCAGCAGCUGUUCCCGCCUCCCCUGGUGUGUGUGCCAACUGUGGGGAGAAUGUGUACCAGUGCCACAAGUGCAGGGCCAUAAACUAUGACGAAAAAGAUCCUUUCCUGUGCAACGCUUGUGGCUACUGCAAGUAUGCCAAGUUUGACUACACCCUACAGUGCCGACCUUGCUGUGCCGUCGAUCCCAUUGAGAACGAGGAUGACCGCAAGAAAGCAGUUCUCAAUAUUAACACCUUGCUUGAGAAGGCAGAUAGAUCCUACAAGCAACUUCAGGCUUAUAAACCAACCUUAGAGCUUUUACUGGUGCGCAUCAGUGAACAGGGUGCUGCCAGGAGUGGGGAUGAAGGAAGCUCAGGGGGCACUCAGGUGAACCGGGCCAUCCAACAGCUGGCUCAAAAGUACUGUGGUGACUGUAAGAACUCCUUUGAUGAUCUCUCUAAAGUUAUCCAGCGAGUGCAAGCAUCCCGCCGAGAGUUAGUCAACUUUGAUCGCUCUCAGAAGGAAGGAGGAAAGAAGCCCGUGGUGUCACCUUUAGGACGGAGUGGAAUUGUUCACGCCAACCCCGAGGAGGGAGCGGUGGCCGCCGGUCGCUGUUACGGGUGUGCGGCGUCGGCGACCGAACACUGCAUUACCCUCCUCCGUGCCCUGGCCACCAACGCCGCUCUGAGGGCAUCACUCUGUCAGCACGGACUCAUCAAUGAUCUUCUGGAAUACAAUCUUCGGAGGGGCACCGUUCAGGUACGCAGUGAAGUUCGUCAGCUGCUCUGUCUGCUGACCAAGGAUGAUCUGUCAGCGACUCAGGAACUGAAUCGCCUCAUCAUGGACAAGAUAAGCGUGGCACUGCGCUCGCAUGUGACAUCGCCCGACCUCGCGGCUGCCGUCAGACACGAGAUGGGGCUUCUUGCUUCCUCGGCCCAGAAAGAAGACUCCUGCUGGGAAUAUAGACUUAGGUGUGUCGUCCAGCUGUUCUUGAUGGCAGGAGGGUCCAACGCGUCCCCCACGGUAAUGGAACACAUUACUCUUCCUUGUCUUCGCAUCCUACAAGGGGUCAUGAGGCCCCCCACACCUCCUCCUCCACGUAAGAGUCGAGACAAGACUCCCACCAGCUCUGUAGCGGCUACGGCGGCCUCCAGUACAACGGCGACGGACUUGAUGUCGGCUUACCUUGGAGGCUCUAAGGUUGGUGUGGAUGUAAGCAAAUGGCUGGCAGGUGAUCCUGGCCACUCAUAUGAGACUUGGAAGAAAAGAUCAGCAAGAAAGGUCCAGGAAACAGCUGUCUCAAAAAUGAAGAAGGAUGAAGUUCAUGAGCGCUACCUACUGGAGAAGUUUGGGUGUCGGUGGCUGGCUCGCACCAUACGUCACCAGUAUGACCUGAAGAUGCAGGACUCGUCGUGGUUGCGCCGCGUCCUCUUCAACCCGUCGUCACGUAUGGCCAGACAGGUCACCGCCCAGAUGAUGGAGUCCCUGUGUACUUCAGUUCAGCGCAAGAAGGAGGUGUUGGAUAUGCUGACAACUUUCCUGCCAGAGAUCGGGAGAGCGGGAGAAAGUGCCGGUGAAUUUGUGACACUGUAUCAGACUCUACUGCUGGGCGCCCACUGGAAGCAUUACUUGGCCUUAAAGGGAGUCCUGCCUACUAUUGCUUGUCUCAUCACCUCAGAAAUACAGUUGCUCACCACCUUGGAGGAAACUACACUCACAACUGAUCUCAGUCAGGGUUAUGCACUGAAAGUGUUGACAGAGUUACUGUCUCAGUUCAUUGAUGUGGACGCCAUCAAGACUGUGUUCAAAGGCCGGCUGGUGGGUACCGUGCUAAGUGGUUAUCUCUCCUUAAGAAAACUGGUGGUUCAGCGCACCAAACUGAUUGAUGACACCCAGGACAAGUUCCUAGAGUUGUUAGAAGAUAUGACGUCAGGCACGGAGGCUGAGACUAAGGAGUUCAUGGCAGUGUGCGUGGAGACCCUGAAGCAGUACCCACAAGAUGAUGUCCGCACACCUGUCUUCAUCUAUGAACGGCUGUGCUCCAUCAUAUAUCCCGAGGAGAACGACGUAGGGGAGUUCUUCUUGACCUUGGAGAAAGAUCCCCAGCAGGAGGACUUCUUACAGGGCCGUAUGGUGGGUAACCCCUACAGCAGCAUGGACUCUGGGUUGGGGCCGUUGAUGAGGGACGUUAAGAACAAGAUCUGUCAAGACUGUGAGUUGGUGGCACUCCUGGAGGACGACAGUGGCAUGGAGCUCCUCGUGUGUAAUAAGAUCAUCUCCCUAGAUCUGCCGGUCAAGGAGGUUUAUAAAAAAGUUUGGCUGGCCGAAAACAGCGAGAGCGAAGCAAUGCGUGUCGUGUACCGCAUGAGAGGCCUGCUGGGAGACGCCACGGAGGAGUUUGUGGAGACCCUCGACAAGAAGAAAGAGGAGGACGUGGACAAUGAGCAAGUUUACCGCAUGGCUGGCGUCAUGUGUCAGUGUGGCGGACUAGAGGUGAUGCUGGAGUGUCUACAGAGAAUCAGUGACCUGUCCUAUGCACGGGCUCUGGUCACUGUCUUGCUGAAGCUCUUCCAGUAUUGUGUUAAGGUACGGGUGAACAGGGAGCUUCUUAUGGUGCCGUCAUUAAACGCCAUUGCCACCCUUCUACACACCCUCAAGCAGUGCCUAGCAGCUGAACCAGAGGUUGUUGCCGGUCCUCCUGGCGGGGCGUCCCUCACUGAGCAGCUGCUACAGGUGCUGGAGGCCGUGUUAGUGGAAGCUUCAUCCAUGCCUGCGGCCUCAUACACCGAGUUUGUUGAGACCUGCGGCACACUGGAAGACAUUCACCUGCUCCUGAACUACGUUGCUACGUCCUCUCGCACCAAUGCUCAGGUUCGUCAGAGGUUGAUGCGCGUGCUGCCGUUCUUGGUGUUCUGUCACAAGGAGAAGAUGGAACUGUUAGUUGGACACUUCCGCCCCGUGCUGGAGUUUGAGAAGUUUGACACCGAGCACUCGCCCGAGGACGCUGCCAAGAUGGAGUCCUUCUGUGUCUUCUGUGACGGUAUUGAGCGUAAUGAAAAUGGCAAUCAACUGAAGGAUAUGAUAAUCAGAGCUAAUAUUGUGAAGGAUGCCCUCGCAUAUAUAGAGAAUUACAUGCCAGUGAGCAAGAAGCUGGUGGUGGUGUGUAAUGAUGAGUGGAAGGAGUUCCUGGGGCGACCAUCCCUCAAGUACAUCCUCAGGCUCCUUACUGGACUGGCAACCAAGCAUAGAGGGACACAACAAGCCGUAGCGUCAACUUGUAUUCCGGCAAUUCAUCGUCUUGAACAGAUCUCCUCCGAUGAACACGUUGGGUCAGUUGCCGAAAAUCUCCUUGAGGCCUUGAGAGAUGAUCCAAGCAUAGCUGUUCAGGUACAAGAAGUGCGGCGGCAGACACGGCAAGAAAAGAAACGUUUAGCGAUGGAGACGCGCAAGAAAGAAUUAAGUCGACUAGGGCUUCGAGCUAACGAGAAGGAACAGAUCACAUCACAGUCUACAUUAUUGUCACAAAUGGGAGAAAUAACAGAAGAGUCUGGACUAGUCUGUGCAAUAUGUCUGGAAGGUUAUCGUUGUCAGCCUCAAAAAGUGUUGGCCGUGUACACCUUCAGCAAACGUUGUGUGGUGGAUGAAUUUGAGAACAAGCCUCAUAAAACUCUUGGUUACUGUACUGUAUCACACUUCAAUGUUGUACACGUUGACUGUCACCUGGCAGCAGUAAGAUCUUCCCAGUCUACCCGGUCUCGAGUUGAGUGGGAGAGCGCUGCCCUGCAUAAUGCUAACACGAGAGCAAAUGGUCUUCUCCCUCUCUGGGGUCCACAAGUACCCGAGUCUGCAUUUGCGUCGUGUCUUGCUCGUCACAACACCUACCUGCAAGAGUGUACGACUCAUAGAUUGAGGGAACCAAGUCAAGAGAGUACAGGGGACAUUAACUACUCUUCAACUCUUCAUGACCUGAAGCUUUUACUGCUGAGGUUUGCCAAUGAAAAAUCGUUCAGUGACGACACGGGAGGCGGCGGCCGUCAGUCUAAUAUGAACUUAAUUCCGUACAUACUACACAUGGCUCUGUACGUCAUCAACACGACGCGUUCGGCAAGUCGCGAGGAGAAAAAACUCUCGACGUUCCUAGAAGCUGGACGAGAGCGGUGGGUGGAGGUGUCCUACGAGGCCGAGGGAGUGUUCUACAUGGGUGUGCUGGCCCUGGCAGUUUACUCACCAUCCCAGUGGGCAACAAUCAGGGUCACUUACCUCCAGCGGCUGUUGGUUGUUGCACACGCUCGGUCAGUCUCUCCUCAUCCACCACAGGGGAACAGGGUCACAGAUAAGUCAACGAAGGACUGGGCAGUGUACAAGCAUGCUGCUAUAUUCUGGGCCCUCGUGGACGGCAUAUACAACAUGUUCUUUAAGAAGGCCAGCUCAGAGGGGGAGUGGAGUGUAACAGUGGCUGAGUUUGUCCGGCAUAAUGAUCAAGUACUGGUUGAAGCUUCUUCCAAAUUGCUUUCCACAUACCAGGAGGAACUUCUUCCCAUUUCUUCUUUCAUGGAGUUCUGUGAUGUUGUAGGUUUACUUCAUGAGAUUGAAAAUCCAGAUGAGUUCCUGACAGAACUGUUGCUGAGUUUGCCGUGAUAACUUCAAGUUUAGAAACGGAGGAUACGCUUUGUCUUCACACUAAGGAAAAGUUUACUUUUUAGUAUUAAGAAAGAUUUAUGAAGAUGUAUGUCAUGGUAAAAAUAAUAACAAAACUUAAGUUUUUGUGUGCAGGAUUUCAAUUAAAGAAUAUUAGUAAUUGUUUUCAUUGCUACUAAAUAUCACACAUGUGUUGUACUCUUACUUAUUCAAGUUUGCUGUAAGCUGAACUGUCCUUGUAGUGAUUGUUCUGCCUUUUACUUUGUCACUAUUACCAAGUUACUUGGUAUCUGUGCACCUCUCAUAUGUACAGCAAAGUAAGAAAGACUUUUAUAGGUCAGUCACCUGCAGUGUCUUAGACACUUAAAAUUUGAAAUAUUUGCAUAAACCAAAAAAUUUACAGUUCUUAAUCUAGUAAAGCAUAAAAUUAAGAUAAUUGCAACUUUUGCUUUCUGUUUUAGAGAGAAUUAAUCUUGGCAAAAAAAUGGUUAGUUGCCAACUCUCUUAGUAAGUAAAUGGAUCACAUAUUUUGAGGAGUUUUUAGAAAUCACUGUUGCUUUAUGACUGCAGCCACAGGUGAUGAGAAGAAAACUUAUCCAUGUAGUGGAUAGAAACACAUUCACAAUUAAUCUGACAUUUGACCUAAGAACAGUAGAUGCACUACAGUCCCAGUACACUACUUACAUUAUAGGUCAGUUCAGUUUAUUGAUAGAAUUUAUUCAGGCCAUUUCUCAGUUGUUAAAUGAAGUGAAUUAAAAAAGAAAUUGUCUUUCGUGUAAUCGUUUGUAACUUGCUCAUCUAAUAUUACAACGAGGCUUCCUAGAACACGAGUGUUGUGGUAUUGCGUGGCAGUGAUGACCGAGUUUUCUUAUUACUACCGUACUUGGAUCUUGGGUGAUGAACCAGACUUAUGUUUUGUUGUGUGGUGGAUGCAAGUGUUGUAGCCAGUCUUAAUUUACUAGUCCAUCAGUGAAGUUUUCCUCUGGUAUCUCUCUUACACUAGUUGUCUCUUAAAUGAUUUCCCCUUGAAAUAUAUGAUUCUUUGCUGGGUUACCACGACUAAUGGGCUAUUUAUACAUUAUUACCCGACUGUUAACUCGGCCCACAGUAAUGAAAACUAAACAUAGAGAAUUCUUGUACAUUUAUAACAAGAUACUGUCCUAUACUGGGUGUGACAUUUUAAUCUUUAUCUUAAAACAACAUAAAUAUGAAAAUCUUAAGUAAACUCUAGGUAUUUGAAUCCUUAAUGUCUUGACACUAUCAAGUUGCUUUAGCUUACCUGUGUAUUGUAUUUUAUAAGUCCAGCGCAUAAUACUGAUAGUUAACUAAAUAGUAACGAGGCUUUUGUGACAGUUGUAUCUUCACCCUUUGAGGACGAUGGUUACAAAUUAUCGUCCCGAAGGUGUUGCGCUAUCGACCUCUGGAAGUUAUAUUGAAAUUCUAAAGGGAUAUAAUUGUCGUUCUUAUGGGGUUAAACCAUCUUACUUGAGGGGUUAAACCAUCGACUUCAAGGAAUUAAAUAAUAUUGUAAAAGAAUGAGAUUACAAUAGUGUCUUGAAGGGGUUAAAUCAUCCUUGAGAUAAACCAACUUACUUGAAGGGUUAAACCAUCAGCCUCAUGGGGUUAAAUCCAAUAUUUGAAGGUUACAUUUAUAGAGGUUUGAAAUGUCUAUUAAUUAUUAGUAUCUGGUGAAUUUCUUUUAGGGAAUAUUAUUUUUAUGAUUUGGAGAAUAUUAUCAAAUAUUUAUCAAUCUGUUGAGUUAGAUUAAGUGCUCUGGCAUGUGGACUGUGUAAACCUUUUCAUUUUUAAACAAUUGAAAAAUAAUGAGAAAAAAAAAUACUUGCAAAGAUUCAUAUUGUUAUUUCUUCCGUUUUUAUUGUGUUUUAUUUUUCUGUUCAUUGUCUCUGAUGCUCCGCCUAAACCUUGUCCUGAUUUUGCAUACUCUUCAAAUAAAUAUACAAGUACACUGAACGAUA
Molecule: messenger RNA, 18150 nt
Organism: Homarus americanus (American lobster)
Lineage: Eukaryota; Metazoa; Arthropoda; Malacostraca; Decapoda; Nephropidae
Gene: poe
Product: E3 ubiquitin-protein ligase UBR4-like
Exons: 88
Coding region: 2-16174 (5390 amino acids)
Molecular function (GO): zinc ion binding; protein binding
Source: RefSeq, a predicted model, not a curated record